This is a messenger RNA of Mesorhabditis spiculigera, 1677 nucleotides long. The record is from the annotation of a GenBank genome assembly. NCBI's taxonomy places the organism in Eukaryota, Metazoa, Nematoda, Chromadorea, Rhabditida, Rhabditidae.
AUGGGAGGCGCCCUGUCAUUUGGCCGGUUUCGGCAGAAAGAGCCGAAAAAGCUGAGCAGAGAGGUCCGCAUCAGAACCGGUUUAAUCCAAGGAUUCCUCGUCGACAUUGAUAACAACCGCGAGGUCGAAAUGUAUCUUGGAAUCCCCUUUGCAGAACCGCCAGUUGGAGAAUUACGGUUUAAAAAACCAGAACCACCCUCAGAUUGGGAAGGGGUACGGCAGUGUACUCGUUUCGGCCACCGGGCACCGCAGUCCGACUUUUUCUGGGAACGAUGGACACUGGGGGUCGGGAAAUCGGAGGAUUGCCUCACGCUCAACGUCUUUGCACCCACUUGGAGCCCGCCGGAUAAUGAGGACGGUUUCGCCGUGAUGGUAUUCGUGCACGGGGGCGGGUUCGUCAUCGAUUCCGCCGUGAAAUAUGGCGAUGUUGGCAUUGCCAGAUACCUUGUCCGUCAUGACGUCGUUGUGGUCACCAUCCAAUACCGACUCGGGUUGCUCGGGUUCUUUUCAACUGGAGAUGAAAACUGCCCUGGAAAUAAUGGGUUGUGGGACCAGACGAUGGCAUUGCAAUGGGUUCAGGAUAACAUCCAUGCCUUCAAGGGAGACCCCCGCCGAGUUACGGUAUUCGGACAGAGUGCUGGAGGAGCUUCAGUGGAUCUUCUGACUUUGAGCCCGCAUAGUCGAAACCUCUUCCACCAAGUGAUGCCAAUGGCCGGAAACGCCGAGUGUGAAUGGGCCACCGUCAGCAAGACCCGGCUUGUCGAUACCUGCCGGCAGUUCGCUAAAUCGAAGGGCUUCGUGUCGGGAUCUUACAAUACCCGCGCAAAUGCUGACAUGCUAAAAUGGCUAAGAGAAAGACCAGCUAAAGAAUUCGAGCGUGGCUUGUUGGGCAGAAAGGGCGUGGAUACCUCAAAGCUGGGACUCGAUCUGGCACCAGUUGUUGGCAGCGAGCCAAGCGACUUCUUCCCGAAGCCGCUAGCCGAGCUGAGGAAAGAGGCGCCAAAGAAGAAUGCGAUGGGUGGAACUUGUGACCAAGAGGGAUUGUUGUUUGCUGCGGUAGCUCCUGGUGGUAUGGACGAGAAAGGCUUCGAUCGCCUCCUCACCGUCUGCAUCAGCGAAGACAUGUUCCACCUCGACUACAAGGAGCUCCGAGAGAAAGCUAGAGAAGUCUACCUCAAGGACAUUGAUGUUAAGGAUAAACUACAGAUGGCUACGGCUUUUGUUAAGCUUUACUCCGAUAUGUUCCUCAACAACGGUACGGCCAGAUACGUCCGUUCAAUGGUUGAACACGGAAAUAAGGUCUACGCCUACUCGUUUGAAUACUUCAACCCAAGGAGUUAUGGAUUCUUGGCGUUGAAGAUGCCGUUUAAAGCGGCCAGUCACUGUUCUGAACUCGCCUACCUCUUCGGCCAUGGCAUCGUGGUGAAGUUCAAGAUGAACGACGACGACCGCAAGAUGCAAGAUCUUAUGACGAGGAUGUGGACGAAUUUUGUGAAAUAUGGAAAUCCGAACGGUCCAUAUGAAGACUCUACCGUGUUCGACUUCAUGUGGGAGCCAGCUACGGCUGAGAAUGACUAUAGCCACCUCGCCAUCACCGACAAGUGCGUAAUGAAGGACGAAUACCACGAGCGGCGCUUCGACUUCUGGAAGGAGAUCAAGGUCGUGGCUAAGAAUAUU